Messenger RNA from Neurospora tetraspora, 921 nucleotides. Its product is annotated as ribosomal protein L5 domain-containing protein. Gene Ontology annotation, biological process: translation. The record is from RefSeq and is a predicted model, not a curated record. Gene Ontology annotation, cellular component: cytosolic large ribosomal subunit; ribosome. The transcript is spliced from 3 exons. Lineage: Eukaryota; Fungi; Ascomycota; Sordariomycetes; Sordariales; Sordariaceae. Gene Ontology annotation, molecular function: structural constituent of ribosome; RNA binding. Bases 134 to 658 code for a protein of 174 amino acids.
GGUGGAUCCCACAUCCCUGGUGCCCACAAUCUCAAAAUUGCUGAACAAAAAUCGUGAACCGCCUACGCAAAUCUCCCGAGCAUCGCGACGGUCAAGUUUCCUUUACGGCGGAUUUCGACACAACACCGGCACCAUGUCUACCGAACAGAAGGCCCAGAACCCCAUGCGGGAGCUCCGCAUCCAGAAGCUCGUCCUCAACAUCUGUGUUGGCGAGUCUGGUGACAGACUUACUCGUGCCGCCAAGGUGCUUGAGCAGCUGUCCGGUCAAACCCCCGUCUACAGCAAGGCCCGUUACACCGUCCGUACCUUCGGUAUCCGUCGUAACGAAAAGAUCUCCGUCCACGUCACCGUCCGUGGCCCCAAGGCCGAGGAGAUUCUCGAGCGUGGCCUCAAGGUCAAGGAGUACGAGCUCCGCAAGCGCAACUUCUCCGAGACCGGCAACUUCGGCUUCGGUAUCUCCGAGCACAUCGAUCUCGGCAUCAAGUACGACCCCGGUAUCGGUAUCUACGGCAUGGACUUCUACUGCUGCAUGACCCGCCCCGGUGAGCGCGUCUCCCGCCGCCGCCGCGCCAAGAGCAGAGUCGGUGCCACCCACCGCAUCGGCCGCGACGACACCGUCAAGUGGUUCAAGUCUCGCUUCGAUGCCAUCGUCCGCUAAAUUGCCCCUGUAUCCUGAAAAGGAUGGGCGUUUUGGUUUGACGACAUGGUGAAGGAUCUGAGGUUACCGCUUCUCGAGGACUAGAGGGAGUUUUGGGCUCGGCGGCAACUACUGGGCUUUCUGUGUGUGGGCGUUGCUUUUGGAACUGGUUUCGGAAAAAAAACACCAAACCCAGAGUUUGUAGAUGCAACCAUGAUACCUCUCAUUGGCGAUUUCGUCAAUCUAGCUUGAUCUGAAUCUACAGUCGAGCUGCGGCCUCAGAG